AUGGAGUGCGUUGUGGCUGAACCGGUAGAUUGUGUUCCAUCUCCCGGCGGAAAUGAGAUUUCAUCCAAUCCAAAUAAAAUUAUAGUUGAACCUCUCGUCGUCGAUCAUGUGCAAAUGACUAAGGCCACGCAAAUGUUGGAUGUUUCUGAUGUUGGUAGUGAUGAGAUGGAUAUUUGGGACGAGUUGCCUGAUCACGGUACCCUGGAGGAAGAUGAAAUACCAAGCGACGGGAUGCGGUUUGCGAAGUUGCAACUAGCUCAUGAUUUUUAUGUUAGCUACGCCAAGAAAGUUGGAUUUGCAACUAAGAUAAGGACGACAACAUUUGACAAGAUCACAAAGGAACCCGUUAACCAGGCUAUCCACUGUAAUCGAGAUCGCAUCCGCGGGUCUCGUGUAAAAACACCAACGUGCAAAAACCCGAUUUCAGCCGCUGGGUGCAAGGCAAGAAUAUAUGUGAAAUUUGAUAAGGAGAAGCAAGAGUGGCUUUUUUUCAAGGUUGAGUUGAGGCACGCGCACCCAUGUUCGGCGAAGAAGGCAGUGCACUACCGUGAGUAUAGGCAGCUGAGCAUGCAUGCGAAGUACGUGAUUCAGAAUAAUGAUGAGGCUGGGAUUCGACCAAACAAGACCUUCCUAUCUUUGGCCAAUGAAGCUGGGGGCCCGUCGAAUCUGGGAUUCUCAGAAAAGAAUUUAAGAAAUUAUAUUACAACAAGGCUCCGAACAAGCAACGCAAAUGCGGAUGUUAGGGAGAUGAUGAACUAUUUCAUGAGAAUGAAAGACAUCAAUCCGAAUUUCUUCUAUGCAGUGCAAUUGGACGAUGAGUGUAGAUUUAGGAGUGCAGUUUGGGUUGAUGCAAGGUGCAGGGCUUCCUAUGAAUACUACGAAGACGUUGUGUCACUCGAUAGCACUUACAGUACAAACAGGCAUGGGUUACCGUUUGCGUCGUUCGUCGGUAUCAACCACCAUGGUAAGUCAACCCUCCUUGGAUGUGCGCUGUUGGGAAACGAGGAAAUUCCGAGUUAUGAGUGGGUUUUUACCCAAUGGUUGACGUGCAUGGGAACAGCUCCACAGUGCAUCAUUACUAAUCAAUGCAGAUCCAUGUUUGGUGCGAUUAGAAAGGCGUUACCCAAUACACGUCACCGUUGGUGCAUAUGGCACAUCAUGAAGAAGUUUCCUCAGAAGCUUGGAGGUUAUCGUCGGUACGGAGAGUUGUAUGCCGACCUCAGGAACAUUGUUUUUAACUCUCGGAUGGAGGAGUCAUUUGAGAGAAAAUGGUUUGAAUUUAUGGAGGAGUACAAUUUACAUGACAACACAUGGCUGUUAGAUCUUUAUGAUGAUCGACGCAUGUGGGUGCCUAUAUUCUUCAAGGGUGAAUUUUGGGCUGUCAUGAGGAGUACGCAAAGGAGUGAGAGCAUGCACGCAUUCUAUGGUGGAAUCUUACACAGCAAGACUAGCUUGGUCCAAUUUGUUCACGAAUACGACAAUGUACUUGGAUCCAAGGAGCAGAGGGAAUUGGAGGAUGAUGCAGUAGACUCCAGGGGGGUAAUACCUUGUGCAACGAGCUCGCCUAUGGAGAAACAAUUUCAGCAGGAGUACACUACUAGCAUGUUUAGGGAUGUUCAAGUUGAGUUUGUGAAAAAGGCUGAUUGCAGAGCAUCUGUAGUUACUGAAGACUGGCCAGUGGUAUACAUGAAGGUGGAAGAGAAAAAAUUAGUACAUGAUACUAUGAUCUGUGAUUCGUAUGUUGUCCACUUUGACCGCUCUACACAAGAGGUUCGUUGUGAGUGCAAUCUUUUUGAGAGUUCAGGUGUGUUGUGCUGUCACUGUCUUGAAGUUUUUCACUUGUUUAAAGUGUAUAAAGUACCUAGCUGCUAUGUUCUCCCUCGUUGGAGUAAGAAUAUAAAGCGCAAGCAUACUUAUAUCAAGAGCAGUCACGACGUCAGUCGGUCAGAUGUGAGUCAUGAUGCAUUCAAGGGACUAUGUGCACACUUUUACAACAUUGCGCAAGAGUUUGUAAAUGAUGACGAUGAAACAGCAUUGCUGCAUGCUGCUUUAGAAGAAACAAGGGCCAAGCUGAGCGAGCACCGUGCUAAGAAGAGGUCUGAGAGCGUGGCGGAGAACCACACCAGCAUUGGCUCACAACAUUCGAAUGUUCCCGGUGUUGUUGACAUCCAAGCACCACCGUUGGUCACUACAAAGGGCCGGCCAAAGAGUAAGAGGCUCGGAUCAACCCUUGAGAAGUCCUUAAACAAAUCUAGUCGGAGGAAAAACAAGAAUGCUUCCCGGGUGGUUCGGUCAAAUACUUAUCAGGAUACAAACACUGGUGAUCCUAUUGCCCGGACUGUGCCUGAACAAGUGGGGAGCUUCAGUUAUCAGAACCGAACCGGCGAUCGAACCGAUCAGGUUACUGGGUCACUGGGUCAUUGGUUCAACCGGUGGGUCACUGGUUGA
This is a messenger RNA of Arachis stenosperma, 2448 nucleotides long. Its product is annotated as protein FAR1-RELATED SEQUENCE 5-like. The transcript is spliced from 7 exons. NCBI's taxonomy places the organism in Eukaryota, Viridiplantae, Streptophyta, Magnoliopsida, Fabales, Fabaceae. The coding region runs from base 1 to 2448 and encodes 815 amino acids. Gene Ontology annotation, biological process: regulation of DNA-templated transcription. The record is from RefSeq and is a predicted model, not a curated record. Gene Ontology annotation, molecular function: zinc ion binding.